AAUAGAGUAACCCGCCGCUGCGCUGCUGCCGCGGGCGAAGGAAAGAAAACGAGCAGUCGCUGUGCACCAAAAAGAGACAGUGAGCAGCCGGUAGAGCUAGCAAAGCGAAGCAGCACAGGCAGCAGGAUGCGUGCGCGGGCGGCAUUGGCAUCGGCGGCCGUGCUGCUGCUCCUGGCGGGCGGGUGCGCCGGCGCCAUGUACAAGGUGGGCGACCUCGACGCCUGGGGCGUGCCGCCGCCCUCCAAGCCCGACGUCUACAAGAGCUGGGCCAAGUCCGUCCACUUCGCGCUCGGCGACUCCAUCUGGUUCCUGUACCCGCCCAGCCAGGACUCGGUGCUGCAGGUGACGCCGGAGGCCUUCGCCGCCUGCGACCUGGCCAACCCCGUGCUCAAGCUCGCCGACGGCAACUCCGUCUUCAACCUCACCACGCCCGGCCGCGCCUACUACACCAGCGGUGCCCCGGGACACUGCCGCAAGGGCCAGAAGCUCUGGGUCGACGUGCCCAUGGCCAACGGCACCUACCUGCAGCCCUCCGCCAGCGACCUCGCCGCCCUCGCGCCCACGCCGGCCGCCGAGGCGCCCGAGGGCUUCCUGCAGGCCUCCGCCCCGGCCGGCGCCCACCCCUCCGCCGCCGAGCUCCGGGCCGUCGCCGGCGCCGGAUCCGUCGUCGCUGCGGUCGCUCUCGCUCUCCUCCUGUGAUAGCUAAUUAGUUAUUAGCAUCCUCUCUCGUCCUUCUUUUCUUUGUGAUUGAUUGAGAUCUCCAUUGGGAGUGAGUUGAGUUCUUCUUGCAUUGGGUUGGUGGGGGGCGUGCAUUUGGAUGAUCAGAGCUUGGAUCUCCAUUUUUUUUAUUGGUUUCUAUAUAGACUAGAUCUCUCUCUCUCCAUAACAUUGUACAAUGCAAUGGUAACAUGGAUCAUUUUUGCAUCGA
Molecule: messenger RNA, 928 nt
Organism: Setaria italica (foxtail millet)
Lineage: Eukaryota; Viridiplantae; Streptophyta; Magnoliopsida; Poales; Poaceae
Product: mavicyanin
Exons: 2
Coding region: 127-699 (190 amino acids)
Cellular component (GO): plasma membrane
Molecular function (GO): electron transfer activity
Source: RefSeq, a predicted model, not a curated record